CACAGAGUCAUCUCAUCAUCUUAUAUAAGCAAUUACAGUCUCUUAAGUUCAUGGCGGAUUUAAUUUGUUCUGGUUAUCCAAAACAACCAUCUUUUUCCUCUUUCUUAUAAAUCUCUCCCACCGGUAGCGGUAAAAUACAAUCGUCGAAGCAAAGACAAAUCCUUUUUGACUUUCAUUAAAAAUUCCGAGAAUCUUUUUAUCAACCCAAUAUUUUUUUUUUAUCCCCCGAGAGAGAAAUUUCAAUGAAAUUCUUAGUAUAGGAUACAAUUCAUUAAAAUCCAUUUCAUUUUCAAUAGUAAUCUCGAUUACUGAUUCGUCGUUUCUUCCGCCGUGUUUUGAUUUUUCUCGGAUUCUCCGCUCAGAGUUCCUAAUCUGUGUAAGUUGAUUUCGAUUUUCCGACUCUGAGAUUUUUAAAUGUUUGGUUCGUGGGCUAUCAUCGUAUCUCGUUGUAUCUUUCCAACAAUUUGAAAGCUGUUUGAUUUUUCUUCUUUGGGUUGUGUUAGUUCAGAAACUGUUAAAGUUGCAUGCUUGAAAUUGGGAAAAUGGUUGGAUACUUGUGUAAUCGGAACAUUACGAAUGGUUUUUUUUUGUAUCUGAUUGAUUUGAUUUUCCUCCUUAUGAGUUUUUUGUUUUUAGUCUCUCACAUGUUAUUGUUCUCUAAUUUUGGCUUGUUGUUGGGUUGUUUUGUUUCACCUGUAGGCUGGAAUUAACCUGUCUAAGAAACUAAACUUUCUCUAGUUUCUAGAUUUUUGUAUAUGAUUAGGACAGUAAAAGUUGAAGACUUUCUCAAAGAUUUGAUGAAAUGAGUUUGGUUGGAAGAGUUGGGAGUUUGAUUUCUCAAGGGGUUUACUCUGUAGCGACACCAUUUCAUCCCUUUGGUGGUGCUAUUGAUGUCAUCGUUGUUCAACAACAAGAUGGUUCUUUCCGUAGCACGCCUUGGUAUGUUAGGUUUGGUAAGUUCCAAGGUGUUCUCAAAGGCGCUGAGAAGUUUGUCAGGAUUUCUGUUAAUGGAACCGAAGCUGAUUUUCACAUGUAUCUUGAUAAUUCUGGUGAAGCAUAUUUCAUCAGGGAAGUUGAUCCUGCAGCUAAUGACACCAACAAUUUGAUUUCCGGGUCUGAGAAUAACAAUGGUAAUCAGAAUAACGGUGUUACUUAUCGACUUGAGCACAGUUUAUCGGACUCUGGUACUGGAGAAUUACGAGAGGGUUUCGACCCUUUGAGUCGGCUUGAGAGGACAGAGUCUGAUUGUAAUAGGAGGUUUUAUGAUUUUCAGGAUGAUCCUCCUUCGCCAACCUCAGAAUAUGGAAGUGCUCGAUUUGACAAUCUAAAUGUGGAAAGUUAUGGGGAUUCUCAAGGCUCAGAUUCUGAAGUGGUUUUGGUCAGUAUUGAUGGACAUAUACUAACAGCCCCUGUGUCAGUUGCUGAGCAGGAGGCUGAGAAUUUACGGUUAAAUACUCCUCAGUUUCAUUUGGCCCCUGGUGAUGGGACUGAGUUUUGUGAAGGUAAUACUGAGUUUGCUUCAUCAGAGACUCCGUGGGAUACUGAAUAUAUCGACAAAGUGGAGGAGUCAUCUGAUACUGCUAAUAUUGCAUCUGAUAAAGUAGAUGCCAUUAAUGAUGAGCGUAAUGAUUUGGAUUCCCAUUCUCGUGAUAAUGCCGAAAAAGAUUCUCAUGAUGCUGAAAGAGAUCUUCUUGGGAGCUGUCUGGAGCAGUCAGAGCUGACCAAAACUAGUGAGAAUGUGAAGUCUGAGGAACCAGGUCCUACUUUUGAGGAUCGGAAUCUAAAAGAAGGUGAGUUUCCACUUCGCACCAUUAUGGAAAAUGAUAGAAGUGAAGAUGAAGUUACUAUUGAAUCAAUAGAUACUCUUGUUGAUAGUUUUGAAUCUUCUACAACCCAAAUAACAAUAGAAGAAGUGAAAACAACCGAAGGAUCCAGAAUAUCCGUUGAUUCUAAUGCUGAUUCAGAAUGUAAGGAUGAACAAACAUCUGCAGAAACUGCCAUCUUGUUUAACAACCAGGAAUCCAGUAUAUCCGUUGAUUCUAAUGCUGAUUCAGAAUGUAAGGAUGAACAGCCACGAAUAUCUGCAGAAACUGCCAUCUUGAUUAACAACCAGGAAGGUGGGAUUAUAGAAUCGGAAGACCAGGAUUCUGAGAGAGUCUCUAUAGAUUCAACGAGGGAGGAAGUUGAUAAGGAUAACGAGGACAGGAAGACUGUAGUUUCAGUGGGUGUGACUUCUAGUGUCGACGAAGGAGAACCCGAUACAGAUCAGAGAUAUGAGUUAUCACUUUGCAAGGAUGAGCUUCGUCAGGGUAUGGGACUUAGCGCAGCUGCUGAAGUCUUUGAUGCACAUAUGAUCUCCAAGGAAGAAUAUAUAAAUUCGGCCACAUCAAUUCUUGAAAGUGAAAAUCUGGUUGUUAGGAUUAGAGAAACGUAUAUGCCAUGGACGAAAGCUGCUCGAAUUGUGCUUGGGAAAGCUGUGUUUGAUCUAGACUUAGAUAUCCAGCCAGAUGAUGUGAUUUCUGUGGAGGAAAAUGAAUCGCCUAAGCCCAAGGAUGAUGAAACUACAAUAACUCCUUCUUCAUCUGGAACAAGAUGGAGACUCUGGCCGAUUCCUUUUAGAAGGGUUAAAACUGUUGAGCAUACGGGAAGUAACUCCUCAAGCGAAGAAGAUCUGUUUGUUGAUUCCGAACCUGGCUUACAGAACUCACCGGAAACACAAUCAACCACAGAGAGUCGCCAUGAGUCUCCGCGUAGACAACUUGUGAGAACUAAUGUCCCUACCAAUGAACAGAUCGCAUCUCUGAAUCUGAAAGAUGGUCAGAAUAUGAUAACAUUUAGUUUCUCAACAAGAGUUCUUGGAACACAACAGGUCGAUGCUCACAUUUACCGGUGGAGAUGGGACACCAAGAUAGUGAUUUCAGAUGUUGAUGGAACUAUAACUAAAUCUGAUGUGUUAGGUCAGUUCAUGCCCUUCAUUGGAAAGGACUGGACCCAAUCCGGUGUAGCCAAGCUUUUUUCUGCCAUAAAGGAGAAUGGAUAUCAGUUACUGUUUUUGAGCGCUCGUGCCAUCGUUCAGGCAUAUCUAACAAGAAAUUUCUUAAAUAAUCUGAAGCAGGACGGAAAAGCUCUGCCAACCGGUCCUGUGGUCAUUUCACCAGAUGGCCUAUUUCCAGCAUUGUACCGUGAAGUGAUAAGAAGAGCACCUCAUGAGUUCAAGAUCGCAUGUUUGGAGGAUAUCAGGAAACUCUUCCCAACGGAUUACAACCCGUUCUAUGCCGGAUUUGGAAAUAGAGACACAGAUGAGCUGAGUUACAGAAAACUCGGAAUCCCAAAGGGAAAGAUAUUCAUAAUCAACCCAAAGGGAGAAGUGGCAACAGGACAUCGCAUAGAUGUCAAGAAAUCUUACACUUCACUUCAUACUCUUGUCAACGACAUGUUUCCUCCAACUUCACUUGUUGAGCAGGAAGAUUAUAACCCAUGGAAUUUCUGGAAACUGCCAAUAGAAGAGGUUGAAUGAAGAAAUCAUGUUACAGUACGAGAAACUUUUCCGGUUUCUAAAACGAGGUGCAGAUGGGUCGGACAUGGUGGCUGCGGAAUCUCCAUUGUUGGACUUUCUAGUCUUAUUCUGUGACUUUGUAGACAGGAAAGAGCUGGAAAUUGUAGACAAGAAAGAGCUGGAACUUGUCUCUACUCUGUAAUUUAUCAUGUAGGAGUUAACACAAUAGGGAAAGAACUAUAUAAGCUAUGACAAUGUUCUGUACAAGACCUUAUUUUCUUUGUAUUUUUCUCUUUAACAUCUACAGAAAGAAAGUUUAAAAUAAUCUUUAUAUUUGGAUAGAAGUUAUCAGAUUAGUAUAUUACA
Messenger RNA from Arabidopsis thaliana (thale cress), 3862 nucleotides. RefSeq names its product Lipin family protein (gene PAH1). The transcript is spliced from 10 exons. Gene Ontology annotation, molecular function: phosphatidate phosphatase activity. The record is from RefSeq and is marked reviewed. Gene Ontology annotation, cellular component: cytosol. Lineage: Eukaryota; Viridiplantae; Streptophyta; Magnoliopsida; Brassicales; Brassicaceae. Bases 803 to 3517 code for a protein of 904 amino acids.